This is a messenger RNA of Tuber aestivum (summer truffle), 3398 nucleotides long. Lineage: Eukaryota; Fungi; Ascomycota; Pezizomycetes; Pezizales; Tuberaceae. The record is from the annotation of a GenBank genome assembly.
AUGGCUUCCGAAACCCCUUCUACCAGCUCUAUCAGGGUGGCCAAAGUACCAGUGAGCUACAAAAUUGACCAAAAGAGUCCUGGUGGUUAUGACGACGAGAAAGCAAUCGAUCAUGCAGAUACUUCUUCCAAAGAGAGUUGGAAAGAUCCUUUCAUCAACAUAUACAGACUUUGCUCAUGCUUCACUUUAUUCAUGUCCGGGACUUUGUUCCUUUCUUCCUACGGUGUAGGUUCACCUCUCUCGAUCAAUCCACCCGAGUACAUGAAGCUAAAACAGAAACCAACAACUUAGGUCCUAAUCCCAGAGGUAAACAGUUCGCUUCACGGCUGCUUCGGGGCUAAACGAGAAACCCGCAGUUCGAAAGAGAUUACAAUAUAUCGCAUACCACAGUCUCCCUGGUGUUUGCCGGUCUCUUCGGCGGUGCUAUCGUAGCAGCCAUCACAACCUACAAAAGCCACAUGUUGCUCGGUCGUGUUGGUGCUGGCUUUCUAGGGUGCCUAGGAAUAGGGCUAGGAUCUACAAUUGUAGCCCUGCACCCGCCAUGGCCAGCCGUGCCGGCCGCGAUGUGUCUAGUAACAUAUGGUAUGACCGCGCUUGACCCGACCGCUGUUGCCUGGAUUGGAGGUCUCCACCAUUCCAGGGAGUUGAUGGGCGUCCUUCAGGGCUGCUUUGGUAUUGGGUCUACGAUUGCUCCAUUGAUUGCCAAUGCGAUAGUUCAGCACGGAAUCCCGUACUAUAAAUAUUAUUAUAUCCCUGUUUGUCCCCAUAGCCCCGUCAUAAAUCGUUGCUAAUCGGGAGAAGUUGGGACUCUCGAUUACUGGGAGUACUGGAUUCGUGGUCUCCUUCUGGGGUGAGGACGGUGCGAAGUAUGCUCGAGAAACCGGCAGCUCUGAGCAUUCGGGCGCGGCCCAUGCAAAAGGGAUUCUGAGGAACAAGGUAUUUUUUUUCUUUUUUCCCCUCCGGUUAUCCUACCAGGAUAUCGUUGUUGACGAGAUCAGGUUUCUUGGAUUCUGGGAUUGUUCCUGCUGGCCAAUUGGGGUGUUGAAAGUACGUACAAUGUACACACACCACCAAACUAACCAUAAACCCAAGUUAACCAUUAUAAAAAGCGGUGAUUGGCAGUUGGAUGGUGAGUACCUAGCCUCAGAAAUCUUAAAUCCCUUGCUAACUGUGUAGUUCACCUAUCUCACCGAAGCGCACGGGGGCUCUUUUUCCCAUGCUAGUCUCGUCAGUUCAAUGUACUGGCUCUCCUUCACCCUUGGUCGCUUCUUUCUAGUAUGGGUUGACGGAUUGAUUCCUCCUAAACGGCGAGGGAAAGGCCCUGUGUCGCUCUUAAUCUGCUUAUCGAUAGGGUUGGUGCUCAUGUGCUGGCUUCUCCCAACAUUCGCCGGAGUUUCCAUCGUGUGAGUUCUACCAAAAUCCCCAAGCUAAAGAAAUAUUAACAAUGGGCAGCAUUUGUCUGCAAGGUUUCUUCUGCGGGCCAUUGUGCCCUUUGGUAACCCAAACCCCGGCUUCCUAGGUUCGCGGAGAAUUAGCUGACAAAAUUAGCUUCUAAAAAUGCUGACCACACUUCUACCGCCCCACCUGCACGUCUCUGCCAUUGGGCUCUGCAGUGUGCUCGGUUCCUUUGGAAGUGGCAUCUUUCCAAUUGCCGCAGGUGCGAUUGCCGAACACAGAGGGUAUCCACUCCUCCCCCGUCUGUUGACUGUAGACUUUCUUUCUCACAGAUUGGCAGAAUUUCUAAGAUCCACCCCCUUAUAUUCUCGGUAUACAUCGUAGAAUUGUUGAUCUGGCUCUGCCUCCCAGCGCCGCCGUUGGAGACAAUUAUUUCGGACGUACAAUCAAAGAAAUAAAUCACCGAGCGAUUUUCCUAAUAAUAAUAAAAAAGCAAAAGCCAAAAAAAAAACUUAACUUACGAGUUGGGUUGGGGUCUGCGUCCCAUUGGGGCCAUUCGGGAAAUGGGUAUUAUCUCGGGAAAUGGUUUCGCCUUGCAUCCUCAAAUUUACUCUGAUUCCGUUUUAUUCCUAUAGCGAUGAUAGAAGAGUUACCGGCACCGAUAAGCGUGACAAUUAUUUACUGCAAUAUGGAAUCGGGAUCGCGAACUGGGGUAUUAUAGCUUGACCGCAAAAAAGAGACCUUGAAUUUCCAUGCCGUACAUACCCCAUUAGGGAGUAUCUCUUUCGUGAGAGAAAUGAAGAUAAAGCCAAUACGUAUCCGUUUGUGAUCUAAAAGGCGGAUGACCCCAGGAGAAACUCCCCGCUUUCCCCACUCUGUCGGAGCUCAGCACGCUGGUAGAAGAGAGUAGCACUGAAUAAAAAAGUCUGGGUUUCAUAUUCGUUUUGCCAAAUCUUUCUCAAAGACAGACCCGAUAUAUUCGAGGCAUAUGAUAGACAAAAGACCGGAGGAGCAAACCAUAACGGUAUAUCGGAGUGAGAGCAUCAGGCGUCACACUAGCUAAACGGCACCCGAUAUAUAGUAGUAGCACUUCCAGCCUCGGACGGUUUCUCCUCGGUAUGUACCAACACAUCCGAGACUCGGACUCCCUCCAACAUUUGAGAUUCCACUUGCUACGGAUACGCUCUAAUACCGCCCCACCAGCUCCGCAGACCCCAUUCCCAGGUUUCCUCCCGCAGAGUGAUUACACUGGCACUCAGCGCGGGCGGGGAUUUCAUAGUGUGUGGGUGCAUGGGCCUCUAAAUUGAAUAUUCAGCGGCCCAGCCAUCUUCCCAACGGCAUAUCGUGACGGUUCGGUACUCCCUGAGAAAAUGCCAAGUUCACCCCCAGCAUUUUGAAAGGGAGAUCACGAACAACUUGACACCAUGCAAAUGCCAAAAAAAAAACCCCCACCCAGAAAUAUGGUAGACCUCACUAAGUCUACCCAGGCUAGAUAGGGGGUUUUCUCCCGACGGGAAUUCCCUCCUCGCCGCCUUCCAUUUGUAACUGGCUGCGCCCCAGUCGUCCAGGAGGUGGUUGGAUCUGCCACUACCAAAGCCGUACGCCAUGAUGUAGGGUUUUGAAAUGUCUUGCUUCGGUCGGGACUGCAGAGUACACAGCUUUCAGAUGCGGAUGGGUGCUUGCGAGGCCGCACCGCAGUUGCACACCGGGAAAGGAGCUUACAGCGGACGUAGAGAGAAAAAGCCAACAACUCGGGCGGGAUAACUGGGUAAAUACCUCUUCGGGAUUACCCACAAGUCCAAGAUAGCGGACCAGAGGCAAUUCAGCACUUACACCGCGUCAGAAAACAGAGACAAGUUCGACGGGAACAAUGUCUGGCCACACACACCGAAGGGUAGUGACAUCGUUUUUCAACAAAAGAAUACCGCAUCACAGCACAGCACCCCUCGCCCUCCGCGGGGAGUGAGUUGAAGAACUUUCCCAAGAUACGGAGGGGGAUUGGC